AUGUCAGAAGCCUCCAACACGAACCGAGUUUCCCAAACUUUAGGCGACCGGGUGUACUCGUGUCACCCAUUUGCAACCGCGGUAUCAUGGGCGAACCAACCUGCAAGCAAACAUCCAACAGCGCAACUCUACAAUCGUCUGUUGUCUUUUGCCGACUUCCAGUACAAUCUUGUCUACUCAGCAUCGCACAUUCCGGGGAAACCCAACGAAAAUGUGGCGCCUCCCUUCGACGAUCUCUCAACCGUGUGGAAUUGCAGCUGCUCCGACAACCCCUUGCACAGUUUGUCUGCACCAAAUACCAGCAACGCUGGCGUCAGUGAGGCCGAUUUGUCCGAGACACGGGCAGGUCACGAUGACUAUCCAUGA
Phytophthora nicotianae INRA-310 is the source of this 366-nucleotide messenger RNA. RefSeq lists its product as hypothetical. NCBI's taxonomy places the organism in Eukaryota, Oomycota, Peronosporomycetes, Peronosporales, Peronosporaceae. Bases 1 to 366 code for a protein of 121 amino acids. The transcript has 3 exons. The record is from RefSeq and is a predicted model, not a curated record.